GCCUCGUUCUGAAACUGUUAUGGUGGCCUCCUUGUCACUUAUUUUCUGCUGAAAUAUCAAACAAAUUGCAGCAUGGAUGACACACCAAGGUCAGCAGUGGCCACGCCAUCAGGCUCUGAAGCAUCUGGGAAAAAAUCAGCACGAGGAGAUAUUGUUUCGCGUCAGUCUGGAAAGGUGACAUUUCCAAACUCGGCCAGAUCCAGCAGAAUGUCGGAACAGUCUGAAAGCAUAACUCCAACCGGGAAUCCAUUUAAGAUGCCACCAGACAAUGACAUCUUUGUCCUCAGAGACAAAGAACGCCAGAAAAAGAAACAGGAACGCAUCCGCCAGCGUAGCCUUAAAGUCCACGAAAAAACGACUUACGCCUCCCGUGUGAACUUCCGUACCGCUUCCAUGAUUCGUCCGGCAGAUUCUGACGAGGAGAGGCAAAAGUCGGAUGAUGAUGAAGAGAAGGCUCUUGCUGUUAAAGACGAUCCACAGUUUACGUUGGCGGUGACCAGGGAUCGCCAUGUGGAGAAAGAGAGUCUGGCUGAUUAUAUCUCGAAGAAGAGGGAGAUGUUUUUGGUGCAGUACUCUUUGGGUGUAAAGAGAGACGAGAUGAGAAAAUUAGAAGAGAUAGCUGCAGCAGAGGAGAGAAAGUUAGAGCUAGCAGAACAAUACUUAGAAGAAGAUGCUGCAAUGUUCGAUGAAUUCUUGAAGGAAAAUGACAAAAACUCUGUCGAGGCAAUCAAAAUAGCUGAAGCAGAGACUAAGGCCAAGUUGGAGAAAGUGUCCGAGAUCAAGCGAAUUAAUGCCCAGAUGAUGGCUGUGAAGAGUGAAAUAUCAAAAUACGAAGAUACGUUGAAAGAAUAUCAGUUGUACAAGAAAUUUUUAGACGCACUGACUCCUCAGGAGUGGCGUGACCAAAGAGAUUAUCAACGAGCCAAGCGAAGAGAGGAGAGAAAGAAGAAAAAAGAGGAGGAAUUGGCUAAGAGGGGACCACUUCUUCCAAAGACACCAACCAACACAGAUGACAAGUCAAAGAAAUCAAGUAAAUCUCCAUCAAAAUUGGGCAUGAAUGCCAAGGGAGUUGCAAAGAGAGUAGGCGUCGGGGCGAUAGCCUUCAAAUGGAGGAAACACUCACGACAGGAGUCUGGAGCAAGCAGUGGACGCAGCUCAAGUCAGGCAGAUACCAAGAGCGUGGUGUCACUGACUGACGACUCUGAGGAUGAGAGUGACGAGGAGCCAGAAUUGUACUUCACCGACCCGCAGCAGCUCCUGGACAUCUUUGCGGAGCUGGAAGAGCAGAAUCUGUCGCUGAUUCAGAACAGCCAAGAGACGGAGGAGGCUUUGGAGGAAAUGAAACAGACGAUUAAAAACACAAAAGGAAAAAUGGAAAAAGAGACAGAGAUUUUAAAAGAACAGAUUGACAAAUUAAACAACGCUAUAAACCGAGAGGAGGAGAAGGCAACUGAGUUAGAAGUGAAAGCAAAAUUGUUCUCAUACGGCGAGUUCAAACAGGAAGAUCAGGAGAAGAUGCUGGCUCAGCUGAAUAACAAGGUUGAGGAUGUCUACAGGAGUUGUAUCGGAGACAAUGAGGCAAACAUCAGUACUUUACAGAUGUUGACAAACAUUGAAAACCGUUUGGAGGAAUUAUUCGAGAUGAUAGAAAUGAUGCCACAAGACAAAGUGGAAGCAGCAGAAAAGGCUAAAGACAAGGAGAGGCGAUUGAAGUUACGCGAAGAGAAAAUGGAACAGCAACGUUUACACCAAGAAGACCGGGUUAGGCGAGCAUUGGAAAGGGCCAAGGCGGAUCCCAAGAAAAGGACCGGGAAGAAACUAGUUUUCCGAUCAGAGCCACCACAGUUGAAGAAGAAAGAAGACGAUGGUGACGACCAGGCUACGCGAGAGGAGGAAUUCCUGGCAUAUUUCUUCACAUAGGUGGCGCUUUUGGCCGAAUAAAUGUAUAAUCCGUCCAAACUGUCAGUUAUUUAUUUUGUGGCGCCUCUGUGAUCUAGCGAAUAAAUGUUUACAACCAUCCGUCUUCUUUAUUAUGUUUUAAUCAUGACUGCUGAAUCUUUUCUGGUGAAACUCCUGGAUGCACAGAUGUAUGCUUUUUAAUGAUGAUAAAUUAUUGUUCCGUUUUUGGAACUUUAUUAAUUUAUUUAUGCAUGUUGACCACGUAAACAUCGAGAUUCAAGGUCUGUAGUUCCAGGGUGGGCUGUACCACUCGCCCUUUUGCAAAUGGCUAACACAGGACAUGGCUAGCUCAGGCCGAUGUGAUCUGAUUUCAUGGUUCCCGUCGGUUUUCAGAAAUCUUUUAGUGGCCUUGUAUGGGAAUGAUAUAGCUUGAUUACAUUCCACUUGGAAUUAUGAUAGAAACUGUAUCACAUAUCUGGUUUUUCUGUAGAACGUGUGUUUUGGCUAAAUAAUUAAAAAAAACAGAGCCAGCCCUUUGUUACAUGUAAGAUAUAUUUUUUGAUAGCAUACAAGCGUCCUUAGACAGACAUUGUCAGUUUGAUAAUAACACUCAUAUGUAUAAUGUGUACAUAGUAUGUGUCACAAUAAAUAAUAUGUAAAAUUUAGAAA
Lineus longissimus is the source of this 2568-nucleotide messenger RNA. RefSeq names its product cilia- and flagella-associated protein 100-like. The transcript is spliced from 14 exons. The record is from RefSeq and is a predicted model, not a curated record. NCBI's taxonomy places the organism in Eukaryota, Metazoa, Nemertea, Pilidiophora, Heteronemertea, Lineidae. Bases 73 to 1920 code for a protein of 615 amino acids.